CUUCCUCUUGCACCCCAAGAUGCAAGUUCACCGCUUCUUCUGCGGUCUUCUUAUAUACUUAUUUUUAAUCUGUAGUGCAUUUUCCCAAGAUGAAACUAAGGUACCGCCCACUGAAACAACUGCAUCGCCAGCAGCAAGUGUAGCAGCUGAAGAAGCUCCCAAGAGUAGUAACCCAGAAGCUUCAGGUUCAUCCAAGUGCAAGUCCAAUGAAAUUCUUUCCGAAAAUGGCUGCGUUGAUCGCGAGAACUUUCUAAACAAGAUCAUGUUCAGAUCCUGGCAGGACGAAGGCUUCGGCAAGGCAAAGGCAAGAGCUGGCCUGGUCGAUGGGAUAGAGUGCAGGGAUGGUGAGGUGAGGACUCCAUUUGGCUGCUCAACGCCACCGUACCCACCGCACAGAGAAUCAGAUCGAGUCCCAGUGCACCACAGCAGCUUGUACCGCGAGCAGGUGGUGCACUCCAAUUACGGAUCGGCACGUAGCGUCCAUCAAGAAAAGGUCAAGAUCGAAAAAGGAAAAAGGCAGCCAUACUUGGGUCCCCCCAUUUCGGGGCAUAAUAUUCCCCGAAAGAAUUACAUCCUGCCGGGCAGGCUGCUCCGAAGCGACCGUCAGUGUCGCCCAUAUGAGAGCCCCGGGAAGGAUGGGCAAUGCCAUCCAAAGAAGGGUAAAACGGGAAAUUACAAGCACACAAACCACGUCUAUGGACUCCAAUUGAGGCAUCGACACGAAGCACAAGGAUAGAAACUCAACUACUAGUUCAAACAUUAUACUCGGCUAAU
Messenger RNA from Drosophila melanogaster (fruit fly), 774 nucleotides. RefSeq lists its product as uncharacterized. The record is from RefSeq and is marked reviewed. Lineage: Eukaryota; Metazoa; Arthropoda; Insecta; Diptera; Drosophilidae. The transcript has a single exon. Bases 20 to 736 code for a protein of 238 amino acids.